Spodoptera littoralis (African cotton leafworm) is the source of this 471-nucleotide messenger RNA. The record is from the annotation of a GenBank genome assembly. NCBI's taxonomy places the organism in Eukaryota, Metazoa, Arthropoda, Insecta, Lepidoptera, Noctuidae.
AUGGCAACGAAAGAGAAUACUCCUCCCCGCGACUGUCUGUCGUGCAGAAUUGUAGGUGGUGUCGGUUUGGUUGGCAUAGGAGGUUACCUGGCUAACAGUGCCUGCAAACAUAAAACAUUACCUGGAAAAUAUGGUCUAUCUGUGUUAUCUUUUGAUAACCAGUGGGCCGGCUACGAGUAUGAAACACCAUCAGACUACAUUUACAAAAAUACUGAAAAAGAAUCUACUACAAAGGUCGUAGAAGCCAUGUCUGAGGCUAGAGUUGGUGUGACGUCAUGGGAGGUCCAUGGGAACAUGUGGAGUGCAGCCGUUGGAGCUGUAAUUGGAGCUGGAACUGUCCUGCUGGUUGCUGUCGUGAUCUUGAUGUGGAGGAAGCCACGGCGACAGGAAUUGCCUCUGCUAGCUCCUAUGGAUGUUGCUCAUAGUGAAAAAGUUAGAUAUAAAAUAACAUCGUAUCAGAAUAGAAUGUAG